AAUCGCUGAAGGUGCAAUCGCCAUGCUCACUCAGACACAGCGAUGCACCGUGGUUGGUUUUUCGAAUGAGUUAGACUGGAGACCACUGAGAUUUGCGGAGCCCCUUCCGUCGUAUCGAGUAUGCCAAGCCUGCGGACUAGUGCCCAGAGUGACAGCACUCUUGCCCUGCCUACACGUUUACUGCAAGAGCUGCUUCUAACAGUGCCGCCUUGAUUCCGGCCACUGCUGUCUUCUUGAUGGUCAACCUGCCAGCACAGAAGAUGUCGAAUGGAGAGAGUUUCCAGUGAGAAACCUUCUCAAGCGCAUGGUCAAAUGCUGGAACGAAGACCCUGGUUGCGACGUUGUUUUGCCUGCAUCGAAACUCAACAAACACUUUUGCAAGGAUUGUGACCACCACUCCACUUCCUGUCCUAGAUGUUCGAUGGUCGUACGCUGUAAUAGUGUGUGCGCCCACAUGCAGAGCGAGUGCAUGGAUCACGUGAUCUCGGUGCAAGCGGCGAGUCCUCAAACAAACUCGUCUAGCCAGCAUGCCACUAUGAUGGCUUUGAAUGCAAACAUGUACACGCGUGUAGGUGAAAUCAAAGACAAUUUAGACCACCUUACGCAGGAAAAUACCACCCAAAGUAACUGCCUCAAUGAGAUUUCGCAGUACGUGAACACGAAGAAAGAAACACUACAAGAAAUAUUACAUAGAACUAGAGAUUUGGGCACUGUUGUGUCUGCCUCAGAUGUAUUACAUAGCACAGUAACACUGAAUCACCAUGGUCAAAUGUUACAAGAGCUUUCAGGAACCAUAGGCAAUUCACACGAAGCACUGAAAGACCUUUUAUAUGGCACGAAGCAAUGUGUCGAAGAGCUGAAAAAAGACACAGCAACCACCUUGAGAGCGGAUUUAAAAGAAAUUGUUUGUGGUGAGGGAAGCGUGCUAAGGGAAGUCCUGAGAAGAGAUCUUGAGGAUGUCACAAAGGCAGCCUCCAGCAACUGCGCAGAAACUGUUGCCGCAAUUCUUGAAGUGAAGGAGUGCGAGAACAAAGCUGGUUCGAUUGUAAAAAAUAAAGAAAAAAUCACAGCCUUAAGCUCAAUCCCACUUAAACGACACGAGUUCUCUGUAGAAGGCCUGAACACAAUUAAAGGCAGAGCACUUGCAAACGGAUUUUGUGCAUACGAGAAGAAAAAAGUGUACACAUCCGGUUAUCACUUGUCACCAGGCAUAUAUUUUAAAAGAGACGGACAACAUGUUUUGGUGUGUCCGCACAUCAGGCUGCACAAAGGAGUCAUAGACAGUGUUCUUCAAUGGCCCUUUGACGAGAACUUUAGGCUGACCAUCAAACAUCCAUCACAAAGCAAGGAGUGUCAAAGACUAGUGGUCACUUCUAAUACUAAGGAAUAUGCAAGACCUGAUACAGAACACAAUGUUGGAGUAUAUUCUACUGCCCGCUCAUUUCGCUUGGAUGAACUGGAACGUGAAGGGUACAUCGCGGGCGACAAGCUUCAGGUAGUUUGGGAGCUUGUUUCGAAAAACAAUUCAAACUGAGAACUCAGAUUAGGUUAAUUUGAAGAAACGAUCUUGUGGAUCAGUCUGCAACAGCACUGCUGCCACAAACGCAUCCAAUCUAAGGGAAUUAGUUUGCAGCUCAGGUGUGCUUGCGGUACUAAGGACACUUAAGUAUCCGUGCUACGUCUUUGUUGUUGUGUAAUACAGAAUGUUUUUAGUUACUAAUUUUUUAGUAUCAAUGUGUUUGAAUCAAACACUUGAGCACUAGCUUCACGCGGUUUUAUAAUCGUUUCGAGAAAACAUCGGCACUGGUGUCGUUGGUCGUGGGCGAAAAAUUGUCAAAGGUGCAAAAUAAAGCAAAUAAGAAAUUUCAGCUCGAGUAGUAAUGCUUGAAGUGACUUCAAAAAGAAAA
Messenger RNA from Rhipicephalus microplus (southern cattle tick), 1907 nucleotides. Its product is annotated as TNF receptor-associated factor 6. Gene Ontology annotation, biological process: regulation of canonical NF-kappaB signal transduction. Gene Ontology annotation, molecular function: tumor necrosis factor receptor binding. The record is from RefSeq and is a predicted model, not a curated record. Gene Ontology annotation, cellular component: plasma membrane signaling receptor complex; cytoplasmic side of plasma membrane. NCBI's taxonomy places the organism in Eukaryota, Metazoa, Arthropoda, Arachnida, Ixodida, Ixodidae.